CAACUCGGCUUGAUUUGAAUUCUCUACUUCUUGGGCCGAAACAAGCCCAAAAAUCUCCCAAAUGCCUUUCUUAUAAAUAAAAAAACCCUAAACAUUGUCUGAGAGCUUCUUGUUUCUACUCAACGCCUAAGUGUUUUUUGAUGGAUGCUCAAGGGAUGUGUUGCGAUAGAAUCAGCGAAUUGCCAGAUUCUUUGCUAACUCAUAUACUCUCAUACCUUUCGACCAAAGACUCCGUUAAGACUGGCGUUUUGUCAAGGAGAUGGGAACUUCUCUGGCUAAAGGUUUCGGGAUUGGACUUAAACACCAUGGACUUCCUUCCUUAUGGAGGAGAAGCCUUGUUGAGUUUUAUGGACAGAUUUUUGGAGUUUAACCGAGGAUGGUGCCAACAAACGUUCAAGAUGAAGUAUUGCCGCUGUACAGAAACUGACUCCAGUAUCAGGCUGGUGGAGUGGAUACCCGAAUUGGUUCAUCGUCGAGUUCAACACCUAAUUCUUGAAAACGAAGGGUCUCCAUAUAGUUUAGAUAUCAUGCCUGAUUGUAUUUAUGUGAGCAAGACAUUGGUGACUUUGAAGCUGGUAUAUGUAGUGCUUAAAGACCUCAAGUUUGCUGUUUCUCUACCAUGUCUCAAGAACAUGCAUCUAGAAAAUAAUUAUAUUUAUAUUCUGUAUAAUGAUGCUCCGAAUCUAGAUGCUCUUUGUUUAAUUGAUUACGUGAGUAGUGGUGGUCGUUUGAUCAUGGAGAAUCUGAUCUCUGGCUCUCCCGUUCUAGAAAAUGUCACUUUGUUUUUUGGGUUAUGGCAGGAGGAGUUCAGUUCUUCUUGGACAAAUGUGCCACAGUGUUUAUCAUCGACUUUGGAGUAUGUUAAGAUUGGCGUAAAUAUUAUGUGGAAUGAAGCUGGGAUUAAACUAGUGAAUUACUUUCUUGAGAAUUCAGUAGUCCUCAAGAAACUGACUUUGAGUUGCAAAGAUUCUCAUACGGACAAAAGAGAGGCAGAGAGCUACAAGAAGCUUCUUACAUCCACAAAGCUUUCUCCCAGAUGUCAAGUUCUCGUGGAUUGACAUGCAGCUUCUGAUGAGUUUUGAACAUUGUUUUAUCGAACAUUCUUGUGAAACUCAUCUAUUUUUCAUUGAAAUUUCAGCUACAAUUAGUGAGCAUUUUAUAGACUAUGCGGAUGAUCUUUUGCAUUGGCUUAUUCAGUAUUGUUAUAUAUAAUAUCACAUUAUUUAUAAUAUGUUUUGGAUGUCUUUGCUAAAAGA
Molecule: messenger RNA, 1256 nt
Organism: Raphanus sativus (radish)
Lineage: Eukaryota; Viridiplantae; Streptophyta; Magnoliopsida; Brassicales; Brassicaceae
Product: putative F-box/FBD/LRR-repeat protein At5g44950
Exons: 3
Coding region: 141-1058 (305 amino acids)
Molecular function (GO): protein binding
Source: RefSeq, a predicted model, not a curated record